AUGUCAGCAGAUAUGACACCUCGGGGAGAUGAUAAUGUAUAUUCGUCUCUCUCUCUCUCUCUCUCUCUCUCUCUCUCUCUCUCUCUCUCUCUAUAUAAGACAUUUUUUUUAAAUUCUGUCCAUAUCUAUCUAUCUAUCUAUCUAUCUCAGUCUGUCCAUAUCUAUCGAUAUAAUUCUUUUCAUAUCUAUCUAUCUAUCUAUCUAUCUAUCUAUCUAUCUAUCUAUCUAUCUAUCUAUCAGUCUGUCCAUAUCUAUCGAUAUAAUUCUUUUCAUAUCUAUCUAUCUAUCUAUCUAUUUCAGUCUGUUCAUAUCUAUCUAUCUAUCUAUCUAUCUAUCUAUCUAUCUAUCUAUCUAUCUAUCUAUCUAUCUGGUUCAGUCUGUUCAUAUCUAUCUAUUCUCUAUCCAAAUCUGAUGGUAAUAUAUCCACAACAGCAACAAAAGAAAAUUAGAAUUGAAAAAAUUCACAACUGCAAUAACAGCAGUAACAGUUCAGAAUGCAGCGGGUGUGUUGGGUGGGGAGGAAUUAGCAGUAGAAUCGCAGCGGGUAAAGCAGUAAAGAGACGAAGCGUAUAA
Acanthosepion pharaonis is the source of this 573-nucleotide messenger RNA. The record is from the annotation of a GenBank genome assembly. Lineage: Eukaryota; Metazoa; Mollusca; Cephalopoda; Sepiida; Sepiidae.